Messenger RNA from Brassicogethes aeneus, 1682 nucleotides. The record is from the annotation of a GenBank genome assembly. Lineage: Eukaryota; Metazoa; Arthropoda; Insecta; Coleoptera; Nitidulidae.
AUCAAAAUCUUAGGUUAUGUUGUUAAAUUGUCAAAUCCACCAAAUAAAUUGUCUAAACAAUAUAAAUAAUGUCUGAGCGAGGUAAAUUCUAUAAUAAAAAGAAGUCGGGUUGGUUAACAUCCAGGGAUCAAAGUUUUGGUAGAGUUUUCAGCAGCAAAUCGGACUCUUUUACGACUUUAAAAAACGAAAAACUAUCGAAAGAAGGCACAAGUUCAGGUUCAGUGCCAAAAGUAAAACAACCAACGAUUUUGUUAAAAGCUAGGGAGCAAAAUGAAGAAGUUAGUGAAUCCCCCAAAAGAACCAAAUCAGAGAAUGAAAACAGUAAUAUUUCUAUAAUACCUUCAGCUGCCAAAGAAACAGAAGGUCAACAUUCCCAAAAAACAAAGCAUAUGAAAAAAUCUGAAAAAUUCCUUGAUGAUGGCAUACUUUUCAAUGAAAGUAUACAAGAGUUUCUGAAAGAUAACUAUGAUUUUCUUGUGGUGGGUGUUGUUGGGGGACAUGGGGUUGGUAAAUCCACAAUUAUGAACCUAUUAGCGGAAAAAAACAUCACUGAUGAAAUAAAAAAAAGCGUUUUUAAGCAAGCUCCAGAAACUGAUGAAUUUGGUGAAUUUACAAAAAAUGAGGAUUGUAGCAAAUAUGGAGAGAUUUUUAAAAUACAGGGUGUUCAUCAUCUUGAAACCAACUCUAAUGCAACACAUGGUAUAGAUUUGUAUGUGUCAUCAAACAGGAUUAUUUAUUUGGAUUGUCAACCUUUUAACUCAAUAUCGGUUUUGGAAGACUUAGUUAAACAUGAGAGUAAACGUACAAAUUUGGUUAGCGAGUUUAUACCUGUGGAAAAUAGUGGCGAAAUUCAAAGUUUACAAAUUACAGCUUUUUUAAUGUCAGUUUGUCAUGUUUUAAUAUUAGUGCAGGAUUGGUUUCUUGACAGCAACGUUAUAAGAUUCCUACAAACAGCUGAAAUGUUAAAACCAACCAUGUCCAACCCAGAGGACGAAUUAUUGGACCAUUUUCCCAACCUACUAUUGGUUCAUAAUAAGGCCCAAUUGGACGAUUUCUCUCCUUGUAAAUUUAAAAAAAUGCAAUCGAUAUACAGGGAACUCUUUGAAAAAAGCAAAAUGCACAUAGAAACCCACAUGGGCAUGGGUUCUGGCCAUGUAAUAAACUACCUGAACCCAUCCAGUUGUGGAAACCCUAUAAACCUAUUUUUAAUACCGGAAAUAGACCCCUACUCAGAUAUAAUUUAUAAUGGUCACCCCCCUUUGGAAACCCUCUUCAAAAAACUAAAAGGCGGCAUUUUGGCAACCACGCGUAUACCCAUAACUCACGUGAGUUUUUCCGAAAAAACAUGGCUUAUUUAUUGUGUUAAAGUUUGGGAAACUGUGAAGAAGAGCUCGUUUUUUGUGGAGUAUACAAAAUUGAUGCCCUGAAGGCUGAAAUAAUACAAAAAAAUGGGAUUGAAAAUGGUAUAUACAAUGAGUGGUUGGUAAAGUUUUAUUUAUUAACUAUAACUAUAAAUAUGUGUAUAUUUGACAAAAAACAAUACUACACAUUAAUAAAAACAAUUGUAAAUAAAAUGAUUUUUUGUUACACUAACAUUGUUAUAGUCGUCGCAGCGAAUGUUUCAAAUUGCGUCAUCAAUGUCGACUGUCAAAAACAGAUUUCUCGACAUGCGGUUAACCUAG